CCUUUAAUUUUUCUUCAAUCAUAGGACUUCGAAACCCUAGGUUGAGAAUCAACAACUCUGCGUAUCUCUCAAGUAAAUUUCUCGAACACUCUAUUGUAUACAUGUGCCCACAACGAUUUGCUUCCCCAAUACUAAAAUUUUGAUUUUCUUCGUUAGGUUUUUAAAAAAGUAGUCUUGAGUGAUGAAGAAGGCUACGCCGGAGGAGGCUAGGGCUGUAACAUUUGUCUUUUGGGACAUCAAACGGUUCCCGGUUCCCCCUGGCUUCAAUGCUCGUCGGGUCCGUCCGUGCAUUAAACAGUUUUUGGAGAAACAUGGCUACUCUGGUCCUCUCACCAUCAACGCCGUUGGCAUACUAUCAGACGUCCAUGAAGACAUCCUUGGAGCUCUCUCUUCCACAGGAAUCAAUCUUUAUUUCGCGUCUUCGGUUAGUUGCUCAAGCCUCUUGUCACUUAUGUUUAAAUGCAUUGAUGAUAAUCCACCCCCAGCUAAUAUUUUGGGCAUAUGCGAUCCGGUAGCUCUCCCUCGACCUGAGAGUGGAUACAACCUUUUCGGGCCGUUUUCAUAUUCAUAUUCUUCUCCUGAAGAAAACGCCAUCAGUUGGAUAAGCUUAAUUCUGGCAGAGUCAGAGACACUUGAGGAGGAUACGUGCAGUGAAACAGAUGAGUCUACCAGCUGGUUUUGCUUAAUGCGCGAUCCUCGUACUGGCGAUCAUCUUAGUGGCCAAGGCUUUGAAAGUUUCUCCAGGCAUCUCUCUUCUCUAGAACAUGAAAAAGAGAGGUUUGAUUACUUGCCUUUCGAGUCACUUGAAAAUAAAGACAUAGCCAGGGAGGAGGAUGAGAAUCCCCCCACCAUUAUGGCUACUCCGGAGGAGGCUGUGGCUGUAACAUCGGUCUUUUGGGACAUCAAUACGUUUCCGGUUCCCCCUGGCUUUGAUGCUCAUCUGGUCAGUCUGUGCAUUAAACGGUUUUUGGACAAAUAUGGCUACUCUGGUCCUCUCACCAUCACUGCCGUUGGCCAUCUAUCGCACAUCCCUGAUUGCAUCCUUCGAGCGCUUUCUUCCACUGGAAUCACUCUCUGUGAUGCCCCCCGCGGUUCCAAAGACAUCAAGUCGCCUAUGUCUCAGUGGAUUUCUAAGAAUCCACCCCCAGCUAAUAUUUUAGGCAUAUGCAAUCCGAUAGGCUUCCCUCCACCUCAGAGUGGAUACAACCUUUUCCGGCCGUAUUCAUAUUCUUCUCCUCAACAAGACGCCAUCCUCUGGGAAAGCUUAAUUCUGGCAGAUUCAGGGACACUUGAGGAAGAUACCGGUAUUCUAAGUGUAACUCACAGGUAGACAAGAACUCACAACAUAACACUAGCGAUCACAUUUAACACAUCUCCUGAAGAAAAAAAUUCGAGUCAA
Molecule: messenger RNA, 1399 nt
Organism: Arabidopsis arenosa
Lineage: Eukaryota; Viridiplantae; Streptophyta; Magnoliopsida; Brassicales; Brassicaceae
Source: the annotation of a GenBank genome assembly